UUACGAACACUGAUUUUCUCACAGCUGUGCGGUCGCAUUUUAUCUGUCCCUGGAAAAUAGCUCGUUUUGAUUUCGUACUCGUUUUCCGUUUUCCGAAUUUCGUCAACGUUUCUGCGCGCCGAAGCCACCAAAUCCGAACUCCUUGACCGCAGUGCCAUGUCCACUAGCGAAGCGCCGGACGCGCUGAUUGAGCAGGUGGUCGAAGUCACCGCUUGCACGUCGGAGGAGGCCAAGCAUUAUUUGGGGGCCUGUGCCAACGAUGUCGCCGCUGCUGUGGCGCUUUUCUUCGAGCAGGGAGGCGCUGCAGCAGCGGCCUCCACAUCUUCUGCAGCGGCCACCGCUGCACCUUCGCUUCCCCUGCUGGAUGACGACGAUGAGGUGCGUGCUCCUAUCGCUCCGGUUCGGGAACAACUCAUUCUGCCGGAGGACGACAACUUCUUUGCGUCUGGGAGCAGCAGCCGCCUAUCACGGGUCACGCAGCGUGUUAAAGUGUGUCCCCUGCGGGAUUUCGCCAGGGAGGCUGCCCUUAUGGAGGAGCAGCUGCAGGCCACCGGCGUCUAUGCUGAUCCCAGUGCUCAUCGACGUCGGCGGGAGCGCUCUGCGCAGAUGCUGGUGGCCGGCCAGGCCGUGGCACUCAACAGUCGCUCCACAGCGGCCACAGCUACUAGCACAUCCCGCCUCGGAGACCUGUUCCGCCCGCCCACAGAUAUACUUUACUCCGGAACGCUGACGGCGGCCAGGGAGUUCGCCACAAAGCGACAGCGCUGGCUGCUGGUGAACGUGCAGGGCGAUAACUUCCAGUCGCAGACCAUGAACCGCGACGUGUGGUCGGACAAGGACCUUAAGAAGCUGGUGAGACGUCAAUUCACCUUCUGGCAGGUGGACAAUGACACGUCAGAAGGCCGGCGUUUCGUGGCCUUCUAUCACUGCGCCACUCUGCCCUAUCUGUGCGUUAUCGAUCCCCGAACUGGGGAGGAAGUCUGGCGCAGUCCGGAGCCAAAGCAGGAGAAUGUCCUGCCCGACUUGAGGCAGUUCCUGAAGGAGCAUCGUGAUUUUAUAGCCGAGGAUGCGCCCAGCACCUCAAAGCGAUCAGCCGUACACAUUUAUGAUGAUGACGAUCAAGGCGAUCCGGAGGCCUCGUGCUCCUCGACGGCCAGCUCGAGGGGAACGCCAAAGAAGCGAGCCAAGGUGCUGGAGCUCACCGAGGAGGAGCAGCUGGAGCUGGCCAUUAAGAAUUCCAUGAACGAAAACGGUGGCGGCGGCUCCAAGACCGAUGAUAAUAAUACAGAAGGAGGCAGCGAUAAUGAGAGCCUUGAGGAGUUCGACGACGAGGAGCUCAAGGGCGUCGUGGCCGCCUCGUAUGAGAAUCAGUUGGGCGAGGCAAAGGACGAGCUGACUGCCCUCAAGCUGCGUCUGCUCAAUGUCGCCGGAACCGAAGAAAUGGUCCAGCUGCGCUGGCCCUCGGACACAAAGCUGUCAACGCUGCGUCUGUACAUCCGCCAAACGCACAAGCACAUCCCCCACGAAGGCUACAAGCUCAUCUGCGCCUUCCCUCGCAAAUCCCUAGAGGCGGAGCACAACGACAGCUCGCUCAAGGAACUCGGCCUGCAUCCGUCGGCCAAUCUGCAUCUCACGCUGGAUGACUAGGAGACACCACAUCCAGACCAUGUUGGUCUCACACAUAAGUUUGCGUACAUAUUUAUUGCAAGUUCGUCUUUCGUAUUUGUCAAUCCACAAAAAAUCCCGCCCCCCACAGUAACAAAAAGCAAGAAAAAUCCAUAAAAAUUAACAAGCUGUCUUUAAAUUUAA
Messenger RNA from Drosophila kikkawai, 1809 nucleotides. Its product is annotated as UBX domain-containing protein 7. Gene Ontology annotation, biological process: proteasome-mediated ubiquitin-dependent protein catabolic process. Gene Ontology annotation, molecular function: ubiquitin binding. Lineage: Eukaryota; Metazoa; Arthropoda; Insecta; Diptera; Drosophilidae. The record is from RefSeq and is a predicted model, not a curated record. Gene Ontology annotation, cellular component: nucleus.